AUGGUGGAACAUCACCAGCUGUAUUACGACCGUAACGGGCGUUUCAUCUCGAGCUCCGUUACAAUUGCAGAUGAAACGUCCGACACAGCCUAUUCCCGCGGCUUGGGCCUUUCCGACAGCGAGAUCGACUCGCUCGUCUCAUCUGCCAUAAGCAGCCAAAAGCUGCCGUACGAUCCAAACGGCGUGUACUUCGUACUCUCAGAUGAAACGGUCGGCCAGUCCUCUCAAGGCUCCGCCUUCUGCACGCACUACUGCGGCUGGCACACCUACACUGACGUCCCGGGCAAGGGCCGCGUGGUCAGCGGCUGGGUGGGCAACGCCAAGACCCAGUGCCCUAGGAGCUGCGUCUUGCGUCACAUCUCAUCCUCAUCCUCCUCGCCCAACCGGGACAAGGGCAUGUCCGUGUGUGCACACACACACCUUGAUUCCCUCUGCCAAAUCCCACCCCUCGCCCCUCCCCAUGCACAGUGCCUUAGGAGCUGCAUCACGGGCCUCAUCUCAUCCUCGUUCUCCUCGCCCAACCGGGACAAGGGCAUGUCCGUGUAUGGAAAGACACGCACCCGGUUCCCCCCUCUCACCCUCCCCCAUACAAAGUGCCCUAGGAGCUGCAUUUCGGGCCUCAUCUCAUCCUCCUCCUCUUCACCCAACCGGGACAAGGGAAUGGAUGGGCUGCUGUCCGUGAGCUGCAUCGCUGGCCUCAUCUCCUCCUCAUCCGCCUCGCCCAACCGGGACAAGGGAAUGGAUGGGCUGCUGUCCGUGUAUGCACACGAGGUGGCAGAGGCGACUAGCAGCCCAUAUCUGCAGACGUGGAUGGAUGACAAAGGGGACGAGAACGCAGAUAAAUGCGGAUGGAAGUGA
Closterium sp. Naga37s-1 is the source of this 858-nucleotide messenger RNA. The record is from the annotation of a GenBank genome assembly. Lineage: Eukaryota; Viridiplantae; Streptophyta; Zygnematophyceae; Desmidiales; Closteriaceae.